Messenger RNA from Ochotona curzoniae (black-lipped pika), 1077 nucleotides. It is a transcript of the gene GPR87, whose product is annotated as G protein-coupled receptor 87. The record is from RefSeq and is a predicted model, not a curated record. The transcript is spliced from 2 exons. Gene Ontology annotation, cellular component: membrane. Gene Ontology annotation, biological process: G protein-coupled receptor signaling pathway. Lineage: Eukaryota; Metazoa; Chordata; Mammalia; Lagomorpha; Ochotonidae. Gene Ontology annotation, molecular function: G protein-coupled purinergic nucleotide receptor activity. The coding region runs from base 1 to 1077 and encodes 358 amino acids.
AUGGGCCUCAACUUGACACUUGCAAAACUACCAAAUAACGAGCUGCAUGGCCAAGGCGGCCCCGGCCCCAGCAACGUGACUGACGGCCUGGGGAAGAACGGCACCCUUCACAACCAAUUCGACACCAUAGUCUUGCCGGUGCUUUACCUCAUCAUAUUUGUGGCAAGCAUCCUGCUCAAUGGCCUAGCCGUAUGGAUUUUCUUUCACAUUAGGAACAAGACCAGCUUCAUCUUUUAUCUGAAAAACAUAGUGGUGGCUGACCUCAUCAUGACCCUGACAUUUCCAUUUCGAAUAGUCCAUGACACGGGACUGGGGCCCUGGUACUUCAAGUCCAUCCUGUGCCGAUACACCUCCGUCCUGUUUUACGCCAACAUGUACACUUCCAUCGUGUUCCUCGGGCUUAUCAGCAUUGACCGCUAUCUGAAGGUGGUGAAACCGUUCGGGGACUCUCGCAUGUACAGUGUAACCUUUACCAAAGUGUUAUCUGUCUGUGUUUGGGUGGUCAUGGCUGUCCUGUCAAUUCCAAACAUCAUCCUCACCAACGGCCGACCCACUAAGGAAAACAUUCACGACUGCAUGAGGCUGAAGAGUUCCCUCGGGGUCAAGUGGCACGAGGCCGUCGUCUACGUCAACAGCUGCUUGUUCGUGGCCGUGCUCGUGAUUCUGAUCGGAUGCUACAUCGCCAUAUCCAGGUACAUCCACAAAUCCAGCAGGCAGUUCAUCAGUCAGUCGAGCCGGAAGCGGAAGCACAACCAGAGCAUCAGGGUGGUGGUGGCUGUGUUCUUCACCUGCUUUCUGCCGUAUCACUUGUGCAGAAUCCCUUUCACUUUCAGCCACUUGGACAGGCUGUUAGACGAAUCUGCACACAAAAUCCUGUACUACUGCAAGGAAAUGACGCUUUUCUUAUCUGCAUGCAAUGUGUGCCUGGACCCAAUAAUUUACUUUUUCAUGUGCAGGUCAUUUUCAAGAAGGUUAUUCAAGAAAUCGAAUAUCAGAACCCGCAGCGAAAGCAUCAGAUCACUGCAAAGUGUCCGAAGAUCCGAAGUCCGAAUAUAUUAUGAUUAUACUGAUGUAUAG